AACAGCCAACAGGAUCAUCAUAGUCAUCGCCGCCGAACAGAAUUUUGUAAUCUCGUGAGCGCACGCCUCUAGCGACUUUGCGCUUUGCGUUGGCAUUACCGGCUCAUAUGUCUCGUCAGUUCGGCUUUGCCGGCUGUGCCAGUUUUGUGAACAUCGUGGUGCAACGUCAUUAAUGUGCUGCUCGCACAGUGUUUUGAAAAAGGGCACGUAGGAGUGCUCCCAGGCAACCCGGUAAUAGGCUUGCGGCCCGAAGUGUGCACGUUACAGGCGUUAGCACGAUGGACAAGAAGGAUCCCAAAGACAUUACCGAAAAGGAAUGGAAGGAAAAAUUAACUCCCGAGCAGUUUUGCGUCUGUCGUCAAAAGGGAACCGAACCGGCAAAUCGUGGCAAGUGGGUGAAACACACAGGCAAAGGAACUUACACUUGUGUCGCGUGUGGAGCAGAUUUAUUCAGCUCUGAGCACAAGUUUAUGUCCAAAAGCGGCUGGCCAUCAUUCUACAUGGCACUAGGCACUGUGAAUGGCGAUGAAUCUCGGUCCAAUAUUAUAAGGAAGGAGGAUACCUCUGCUGGCAUGGAACGCACGGAAGUUCUCUGUAAACGGUGUAACUCCCACUUGGGUCAUGUAUUCACCGACGGACCCCCUCCAACUGGGCUCCGUUUCUGCAUAAACAGCGUCGCCCUCGACUUCAGGCCAGCCUAGACCAGACCUAGGCCAGAACAACCUUCACGAUGAGUCUUCAUUCAUCCACCACGCACCGUGUGUGAAGCUCCUUUGUGAACCUCAAAAUUUGAAUACUACAGAAAGUGCAAAGGGGGCAUAUGUGAUUAGCCAUAGAAAUCUUUGUUUGGACCUCAGCUGUUCAUGCUGCUCCCAAAUUUCCCAACUUUACCGAUCCAGUAAACUCGAAACCUGUGUA
Molecule: messenger RNA, 918 nt
Organism: Ornithodoros turicata
Lineage: Eukaryota; Metazoa; Arthropoda; Arachnida; Ixodida; Argasidae
Product: peptide methionine sulfoxide reductase MsrB-like
Exons: 6
Coding region: 279-701 (140 amino acids)
Biological process (GO): protein repair; response to oxidative stress
Cellular component (GO): cytoplasm
Molecular function (GO): peptide-methionine (R)-S-oxide reductase activity
Source: RefSeq, a predicted model, not a curated record